AUUUUGCAGGGGUUUUUGAUAAUGACAGCUUCGGAUAUGGAAGAAAGUCCUCGGACUGAGACACGAGUGGCAUCGAAGCCGGAUGCGCAGUGUUACUGUGCGAAAGGAAGAAACCUGAACUUGAUAGAGUUGCAGUGCAUGGGAUGUUCGAGAUGGUUCCACGAAUCCUGUAUCAGCUAUCAAAUGGGGAAGCUUGUGCCUUUCAUGCUGAACUACACUUUUAUGUGUAAAAAUUGUUCCGCGACUGGGAUCGAAACCUUCAGGAAAACCCAAGCUCAGUUUUUGCACAUUUGUGUGACAGCAUUGGCGAACUUGCAGCACAACAGCCAAAGGGAAGGCAGGAGCAGAACGAUGUUUUCAAAGGCUAGGGAAUUAAUUCCGUUCAUAGAAUCUCACUGGGAAUCUUUGACAACUAUGUCCCGGAGAAAUUCGAAUGCUUGGCAUCAGUCGAUUCAACGCGCGUUGGUGAAAGAAAUCGGAGCAGUUUUCGUGUGUCAAGACCGUGCGAAGGACCCUGAAAACGACGUGGAUCCUGUGGGCGAUUUGGCGCAUCUGGGAGCACUUUACCCCUUGUUUGGCUUGUUUGAAAGUGACUUGACGAAGAUUCGACCCCUAUACGAUUCACACACGGGAAGUGCCAAAGGGCGUGGCACGAAACGUAAGCUGAUCGUGUCAGACGGGGGAAGUGCUUCGCAAGCGAUUGCGAAGAAGCUGAAGGGCGGCGAUGGAGCUUUUGCACGACUCGCCCCCCACGGAUACCCGAUCGAUCAUCCCUUCAACAAGGACGUGUAUCGUUACACGUUGGCUGAACCGGAUCCUCAUGCUCCUUUCAGGCAAGAAUUUGACGAAUGUUUGGAGUCUGCCGGGAAGCAAAUUCCGCCAUGGCUGUACCGUGUUGUGACUCCUCCGACGGUGUUGUUGGCUAUGCACGAUCGAGCGCCGCAAUUGAAAAUCGGUGACCAUCGGAUGACUGUGACUGGGGAGAAGGGCUAUUGCAUGGUUAGAGCCACUCAUGGCGUUUCACACGGUACGUGGUAUUUUGAAUGUACCAUCGUGGAGAUGCCGGAUAACAGUGCGACGAGAAUAGGUUGGGCACAGGCGUAUGCCAAUUUGCAAGCACCGUUGGGGUACGACAAGUUUGGUUAUUCCUAUCGGUCGAGGAAAGGGACAAAAUUUCACGAAUCCAAUGGUUAUCAUUACGGGGAGGGGUAUGAGAAAGGAGACACGAUCGGGAUGUUGAUCGAGUUGCCGCAGAAUAAACCCAUUAGUUCGUAUCUGCCGAAUACGUGCAAAGGAAAAGCCUUGGUGAGGUUCAAGAACCACCUGUACUUCGAAGAAAAGGACGAUUUGAAGGCCAUCACGAAUAACCUCACUCCUCUGAAGGGCAGUAAAAUCUCCUUCUUCAAGAACGGCGUGUCGCAGCGAGUGGCCUUUGACAAUAUUUUCGAAGGGCUUUAUAUUCCGGCGAUUUCCUUAUACAAAUCUGCGUCCGUGACCGUCAACUUCGGACCGAAUUUCAAACAUCCUCCAGAAGCAGAUUUCAAGCCCCUGAGUGCGAGGGCUGAAGAAGCUGUGACUGAGCACACGAUGGCGGACUUGUUGUUUCUAACUGAAAACCACGGAAAGCUUUCUUUGGAUAUGGUGUGAAUUUUUGCCUUUUGUUCCAAGUGAUAAUUUGUCCGGGAUAGAUUUAUCUUCGUUUCUUCAUCGUUGAUUUUCGAACUGUUUUGUGGAGUACUUAGAGCUGCUGGAGGGAAAGAAAAUUAUGAAAGGGAUGAAAUUACAGUCGAACCUCUUUAAAUUGAACGUGAAGAGAGGAGCAAAGAAAUUUGAGUUACGGAGGAUUUUGAGUUGGAUAAUUAAGAAUUUUUGCCAGGGAAAUAAAGAAGAAUUACAGGAAAUUUUAAUUGGUGAUAUUCUCAGCCUUAAAUUACUUCUUGAGUGAGUUGAGAGGAUGCUGAACUGGGAGGCAAGGGUUCAUUUACCUAAAUAGUCUACUUUCUUUCAAAAAGUAUAAACUUAUUGAUUUUUCUUUACUGUGCCAAUAAAAUAAUAACCAAAAAGGCCUCUAGAAAAUUUGAUUUAUUGAGUUUUGAAGAUGAAAGCCUCUUUUAGGUAGGGAAUUUUUUUAAUGCAUUGUUUUUAAAGAAAUCCAGGCAGGGGCUGGAAUAAAGUACUGUACCUGUAGUGUGCGAGGUACUUGAGUUAAUGCAGUGAUCAAAGCAGUUAUUUACAAAGUUUGUUUCUUUGUGUUCAGACAAGUUGCUCCUUCAGUUUGGGAUUUAUAAUUUUUUUCUCACUAUGCAUGUGUGUCAUUGGGAGUGUCAAAUCGGAUUCUGCAGCCAAGAAUUUCAGUUGAACGCGUUUCAAAUUCAUUUUCAUGUUGAGCCCGGAUUUUUCCACCGAAAAGUUCUUUCCUUUGUGAUCUUCUAACGCAAAACCCGGGAUUACGCCCUAUUUGCUCGUGUGUUUGCCGUGGAUGUUGAACAAGAUUGUUUACUUUUGUAUUUA
Messenger RNA from Notodromas monacha, 2511 nucleotides. NCBI's taxonomy places the organism in Eukaryota, Metazoa, Arthropoda, Ostracoda, Podocopida, Cyprididae. The record is from the annotation of a GenBank genome assembly.